This is a messenger RNA of Punctularia strigosozonata HHB-11173 SS5, 1913 nucleotides long. RefSeq lists its product as uncharacterized. The record is from RefSeq and is a predicted model, not a curated record. Gene Ontology annotation, molecular function: zinc ion binding; RNA polymerase II transcription regulatory region sequence-specific DNA binding; DNA-binding transcription factor activity, RNA polymerase II-specific. Lineage: Eukaryota; Fungi; Basidiomycota; Agaricomycetes; Corticiales; Punctulariaceae. Gene Ontology annotation, cellular component: nucleus. Bases 56 to 1603 code for a protein of 515 amino acids. Gene Ontology annotation, biological process: regulation of DNA-templated transcription; cellular response to starvation. The transcript has 8 exons.
CCCCAUCUACCCCGCCCCGCCCGCGUCGUCGUCGUCUUCUUCGACCUCUGAUCAAAUGGCGACGCUCACAAAAACCUUCAAAAAGGUUCCCAGCGGAGGUGGGCUACCCAAGCGCAAGCGCACGGCCUCGUUCGACGCGGGAAGCGAAAGUCCAGAUUCGUCUGCGCGCGAGGUGCAGCGGAAACCUUCAAGAGACGGACCGAAGAAGAAGAAGGCGAAUCGCGCCUGCUUUCACUGCCAAAAAUCGCAUCUCACCUGCGAUGACUCGCGCCCUUGUCAGCGCUGUAUCAAGCGCGGUAUCGCCGACAACUGCACAGAGGGUCACCGAAAGAAGGCCAAGUACCUCCUGGACGACGAGGAACUAGCCGAACUGAAGAACAAGAACAAUAGCCAUUCAGCGAAAACCGUGACGCCAACGCCGGUGCCGCCACCACCGACAACGACCCAAGCUCCGACGUACGAUACAGCGCCAUUACCGACGUCGGAACCCUUCCUCCCUAAUGACCCAUUAUUCAACGUUUCCUUCGAUCCCAACUUCCCAUUCGGAUCCGAGGCCGCCAACCUCGAGUAUUCCAUUCUCUCCGCCAUCCUUGGCGGCCCUAGUCCCCCAGAAGUCGACCUCGAGCAGGCACUCCGAGACGAGCUCGCCUUGACCGAGCUUCACGCCAACAACGAUGCAGAAGGUCUCGAUACCCGUGGACACGAAGGCUCGCCCGAACCGUAUAUGCAGACGCUCAUGGAGCCGUCCUGGCCUGUCAGCUCGCCAUUAGCGAGUACUCUUCCACUUGCUGCUUUGGGCGACUUCCCCUCCGCGUAUCGCAAUCGCACAUAUGGAAGCUCGCAGCUCUCGGUUGCCCCUGGGCAGACCACCGGUGACGCCGAUGGCCUCGCCGACGACUUCAUCACGCUGCAAUACUCGCCACAACAAGAGCGCGAGCAGCACCAGUCCCUCCUCUCGACGUCUCCGCGGUUGGGCUCCGCCCGGUUGUUCUCAGAUAGCGUCGAUUCGGGCGAAUUUGGGGCGGACAAGGCGGUCAAGUCGAGUGUGUACGAGAAGGUCACGGCACCGUAUGACUACACGGAGGGGUAUCACGCGCUUAUGAAGCAUCUCUCGAGUCGAUUCGAGAAGAAUGAUAUACUGCGUAUCGUCCGCGCAUUGGCAAUCUUUCGUCCUUCCUUGAUUGCGUUGCAAUUGCCGUUAUCAGAGGAGGAUGAGGUGUUCGUGGAAAAAUGUUUCCAGCGGUCAUUGCUUGAGUUGAACAAGCUCAUCUCGUUCAGUGGGACGCCAACCGUGGCGUGGCGACGAACGGGCGAGAUAUGUUUGGUCGGCGCCGAGUUCAGCACACUAACAGAGUGGUCGCGUGAAUCGCUGCUGGGCCAGCGAAAGUACAUCUGGGAGCUCUUCGAAAAUCAAUCCGUGGUCGAGUACUGGGAAAAUUUUGCCUCGCACGCUUUCGAAAACACGACACAAUCUGUCUAUGCUCACUGCAUAUUACUCAAGCCGUCCGGCACGCCGGUGCCUUGCACCUUCUGCUUCUCGAUACGUAGAGACAUGUUUGACUUGCCGAGUCUCGUCAUCGGACAAUGGUUGCCGUUGUUAUAGCAGUAAUCUUGUCGGCGUUGGACACCGGAUGUUGUUCUAUACUUAUUUAUGACCUCGGUCUAGGUAGUUUCAUCCUUAGACGUAUCUCAUCGCUUGAUUGCUCUCGCUUCUUGUUCUCAGCAUCGCUACUUUUCCGGCAUCUUAUUCUAUCGCAUCCUUAUACUUGCGAACUACGCUUAUUCUCUCCGUCAAAAAACGUUAGCCUCGGGUUGUUCACGCAAACCGAGCGGUACUUUUCCUGUCCAGAUGUUGCAUUACUAUGGCCCUCAUCCUAUCGUUCUAGCUUUUGUACGAAACCCAACUACAUAGC